Molecule: messenger RNA, 354 nt
Organism: Pestalotiopsis fici W106-1
Lineage: Eukaryota; Fungi; Ascomycota; Sordariomycetes; Amphisphaeriales; Sporocadaceae
Exons: 3
Coding region: 1-354 (117 amino acids)
Source: RefSeq, a predicted model, not a curated record
AUGAAACACAUAACAGCAGUUCAAGAGAAGGAACAGUCCGGCUCUGUCUGCCUGGAUGUCAUCAACCAGACCUGGUCUCCGAUGUUCGAUAUGAUCAAUAUUUUCGAGGUCUUUUUGCCCCAGCUUCUACGUUAUCCCAACCCUGCGGAUCCUCUGAACGGCGAGGCGGCGGCACUGCUCAUGAGAGAACCAAAGAGCUACGAUGCAAAAGUCAAGGAAUAUGUGACAAAAUACGCCAGCAAGGACGCUGUUGAUGAGGCCGGCGCCGAGAGCGAGGACGACGACGACAUGUCUUCCGUGGCCAGUUUCGGGGAUGAGGAAGAAGAGCCGCUCGGUCAGAUGGACGAUGUAUGA